Messenger RNA from Staurois parvus, 314 nucleotides. The record is from the annotation of a GenBank genome assembly. Lineage: Eukaryota; Metazoa; Chordata; Amphibia; Anura; Ranidae.
AGUGGAAAUCUCCCAAAGUGAGGGAAAUUGUCAUCUUAGACAGUUGUCCCCACUGAGGCUAGUAAUGCCCAUGUCGAUAAUAGAAAAGCUUGAAACAUGCUGUGUUCUGACCAGGGGCGAACUGACAACUCAUGGAGCCCUCAGGCAAUAGGGGAUCAUGGGGCCCCUGUGUCCUUGCCCAAACUCAAAAAAGCCUAUGAAAAAAGGUACCAGGGUACCAUCUCAUGGGGCCCCCUACUGACCUCGGGUCCUCGGGCAGUGCCCGAGUUUCCAACUGGUCAGUCCGCCCCUGGCUCUGACUAAGCUUUUGAUAA